CAUACCAUCUAUUUACAAGAAACAGAACAAUAACAUGGAAUUUGGGGCAUUCCUGUCACUUAAAAUGUUGUCUAGCUAGUUUAUGAUUUGACGCUAGUGAUGUUACAACAAGUAAUGGUUUCUCUAAUGGGCUAUGGCUCUCAGGUAAUUAUUUCCCAAGGGUCAUAUUACUCAGGUGUCUCAAGUUCUAGCAUGCUGGAACAGGCUAGCUCGAACCCACGACCUAUAACCUUGUGAUUAUGCAUUAUCAUUACCGAGGGGGAUAUGUAAUGAUGCUGAUGACUAAAAAUAAUCAAGCCAACACAUGCAACCGAUGAUUCUGAUCAAAACAAAUUCACUGAAGAUCCUUAAUUCUUAUCAUGUUGUUGUACCUUCCCUUCUGCUUCCAAAUGAUGCAAUAAACUUCAUCCCUCUACUGGUUAUAUUCAGAAGAAUUGCAAGCAUGCACCAUUAAGUUAUAUGUGCAACCAGAAGCCUUAAGUGAUUUUUGGUUUUUGCGACCAUAAUUUUUCAAACAUUCCAUACAUUAUUAUUAAGUAUUACAUUUCUCGUUUAUGCUUAGCAUGCAUCCUAAGUAAUUUUCACUCACAUGAUGAUAAUAUUAAGUAUUACAUUCAUUGCACAAGCAGAAGACCUCAUCCUAACAAAAAGGGGCAGCCCGGUGAAUGUAGCUCCCGCUUGCGCAGGGUUCAGGGAAGGAUCCGACCACUUUGGGUCUAUUGUACGCAGCCUUUUCCUGCAUUUCUACAAGAGGCUGUUUUCAGGACUUGAACCUGUGACCUCAUGGUCACAAGGCAGAAGACCUCAUCCUAAUGUUGAAAAAUUAGCGGACAACCCUAUGAAUUAUUCCUCUCAGCAACAGAAAACCUGCAUUUUAUUUCCAUGGACAAUACUACUUCAUGAUCAUACAUGGAGAUCCGAAAUCAAACGAAGCACCCAUGCAGUGUACUGUGUUAUCAAUAACCAAGACAUGCCAGACAUAUAUGCUAACUCAUUGAUGUUUGCCAAGCUAACCAAAAGCAGGUACUCUCCUUUGGAGGUUAGCAGAUGAGAUUCUUGCUGUCGGUUGCUCCGUUCAUCGUGUCAUUUCUGCUGCCUGUCUGAUAUAAAUACAGGGAGAACCCCAGGGCUUCAGCACCAACACACUGCCUACCAUUCUCUUCCAUUUCUAUACAGAAGAAAACAGCACCAAAGCUUCAAUCUCAAAGCAUGGCUUACCAUCUACGAUCGGCAAGCACGCCUUCGAGCCCUCGAUCAAACAAAAGUGAAGUCGAGCAGCAGCUCCAGAGCCUAAGCACAGCCAUCUCUUCGCCCUUGGCGACCAUCGAUACGAUGUGUGAUGGCUUGAGGAGGCUUGGUGACAUCUACAGCUGCAUCGAGAAGAUUAUGUGCACACCAAGCAGCCAAGUCAGCCUUUGUCAGGCUCUUCAAAGAGCAGCGGUGGAGGUGGAGCUUGGACGGUCCCUCGUCGUGCUCGAUCUCUGCAACGGCAUGCGGGAGAGCUUCAUGGAAUUGAAGAUGACUGUCCAAGAGUUACUGUUGGCUCUCAGGAGAGGAGAGGUUGUGUCUUCUCAAGUCAAGGCAUAUGUCAGGCUAGUAAACAAGGUGCAAAAACAGUUCAAGAAGAUUAGCAAGAAGACUGCUUCCGACAAGAACGGCUGUAGGGUGGUGGUGCUACUGGCAGAAGCGAGAGAGAUCACCAUUUCGCUGCUCGAAUCCACAUCCUCAAUCUUGUCGAAGCAAGUUGAGAUGCCCAAGUGGUCUCUUUCCUCCAAAACAUUCCAGAGGAGCAAAGUUAUGUGCCAAGAGGAGCAAUUGCAGGCAUUUGAGCACAGUAUUGGAGAUCUUGAGAGCGGAGUGGAGCUUCUCUACAGGAGAUUGAUCCAGAACAGAGUUUCUCUUCUCAAUAUUCUUAGCUCGUAGAUACCCUGAGCUCUAGCUCCCUCUGGUUGGCAUCCAC
This is a messenger RNA of Hordeum vulgare subsp. vulgare (domesticated barley), 1960 nucleotides long. RefSeq lists its product as uncharacterized. The coding region runs from base 1210 to 1923 and encodes 237 amino acids. The transcript has a single exon. Gene Ontology annotation, biological process: shoot system development; root development. The record is from RefSeq and is a predicted model, not a curated record. Lineage: Eukaryota; Viridiplantae; Streptophyta; Magnoliopsida; Poales; Poaceae.